UUUUUUUCUGUUCUUGAGCAGAGAACACUCACUGAGCUGAGGAUGUGGGGAAGACCGUGAGGGCUGCUCUUCCUGCACAUCUCAGGUGGUGAAACAGAAUCUUGUUCUUGUGCCAGCCAGGACAGUGCAUGGAUCCUGUUUCCAUCCUGGAAUGCUGAUUUUUGUCCCGUUUUCCAGCAGCAGAGCUAUUAGGGAGUGCAGGCUGCAGCACAGAAAACAACCCCUUCCCUGUGUUACAGCUUAGAAAAACUUGUAUUUCUGUUAAGAGCUCCUGCUUAGAAAUAGUCAUAUUAAAACUCUUGAAAUCAAGUUCCUUUUGUAUCUUCAUCCCUUCCAGUUGAGCAGGGUUUGUGCAAUACUUGAUAAAUCCAAAGCUGAGGUUUUCCUGGCUGCAGUUAGAAUAUAGGGAGCUGUAUUUGAAUUUCUCUGAUUUUGUGUUUUUCCUCGUUUCUAGCUGAGCACUUUACAGCUGAAGGAUGAAAAAACCAAACCAGAUGCCAAUGGUGCCGUUGUCAAGGCAGAUGACAAUGUGGAGAAGACGGAGGAUGAGGAGAAGGGACAGCUGAUCUUGUAUCCUGCCCCAAGGACUUAAUUGUAAGACAUGUCCUUCCUCCAUAACACUUUUAAAGGCAUUGUGUCCUGUUAUAACUUGGGAGACUCCUGGAUUAGAGUGGAGAGAAAUAAGGGGAUAGCAGUAUCCUCAAGGCAGGACUGGAUACAGGAGCAGUUGGAUAACCUGGAGCUGGGAUUGCUGUAGCAACCAACAAGUUGCGUUUAUGCAGUGGCUGUUCAGAGAGGACAGAGCUGCCCAGUCCUUACUGAACAAGCUGAUCCGCAGUAACCUGGUUGACACCACAAAUCAGGUGGAGGUGCUGCAGAGGGAUCCCACAUCACCUCUCUACUCUGUCAAGUCUUUUGAGGAGCUGCGCCUGAAACCACAGCUCCUGCAAGGAGUCUAUGCCAUGGGCUUCAACAGACCAUCUAAGAUCCAAGAGAAUGCCCUGCCCAUGAUGCUUGCUGAACCCCCGCAGAACCUCAUCGCGCAGUCGCAGUCCGGUACUGGCAAGACAGCUGCCUUCGUCCUGGCCAUGCUCAGCAGGGUUGAGCCUGGGAACAAGUAUCCACAGUGUUUGUGCCUUUCCCCAACAUACGAGCUGGCACUUCAGACAGGAAAAGUGAUUGAACAGAUGGGAAACUUCUACCCAGAGCUGAAACUUGCGUACGCUGUCCGAGGCAACAAACUGGAGAGAGGGCAGAAGAUCUCGGAGCAGAUCGUAAUCGGCACGCCCGGCACCGUGCUGGACUGGUGCUCCAAACUGAAAUUCAUAGACCCCAAGAAGAUCAAGGUGUUCGUGCUGGAUGAGGCAGAUGUGAUGAUCGCCACCCAGGGCCACCAGGACCAGAGCAUCCGCAUUCAGAGAAUGCUCCCCAGGGACUGCCAGAUGCUCCUGUUUUCAGCCACUUUCGAGGAUUCUGUGUGGAAGUUUGCUCAAAAAGUUGUUCCUGACCCAAACAUUAUCAAACUGAAGCGUGAGGAGGAGACCCUGGACACCAUCAAGCAGUAUUAUGUUCUGUGCAACAACAGAGAUGAGAAGUUCCGGGCUCUGUGUAACAUCUACGGUGCCAUCACCAUUGCCCAGGCCAUGAUCUUCUGCCAUACUCGGAAGACGGCGGGGUGGCUGGCGGCAGAGCUGUCCAGGGAGGGCCAUCAGGUGGCCUUGCUCAGCGGGGAGAUGAUGGUGGAGCAGAGAGCUGCUGUGAUCGAGCGCUUCCGAGAGGGCAAGGAGAAGGUGCUGGUGACCACAAAUGUCUGUGCCAGAGGGAUCGAUGUAGAGCAGGUCUCUGUUGUUAUCAAUUUUGAUCUGCCUGUGGAUAAGGAUGGGAAUCCAGACAACGAGACCUACCUGCACCGGAUCGGCCGCACCGGCCGCUUCGGCAAGCGAGGGCUGGCCAUUAACAUGGUGGACAGCAAGCACAGCAUGAACAUUCUCAACAGAAUCCAGGAACAUUUCAACAAAAAGAUAAACAAAUUGGAUACUGAUGACUUGGAUGAAAUUGAGAAGAUAAAUAACUGAAAUAGCUGCUGGAACUGGUGUGUGCCCUGCUGUGGAAGCUCUCCCACUACAAUUGGAUCAGCGUUUGGAUUGGCACAGCCUCUCAAAAGGACUCUUCAAGAUAUGAGUACACAAAAAUUACCUCAUUUUCAAAAUUGCAGUUGGACUUCAAAUUGUGCAACUAUGGGGAGGAAGAGGAAAUGUUUACAGAAGCUUUUAACAUUUCUUAGUUUAGCCUUAAAAUGGGAUGAUUGUUGGAAUUCUGAGAAAUACACUUGCCAAAAGAGAGGCAAUAGGGAAUUAUCUAAAAUUUUAAAAGGAAAAAAAACCAAAAAAAUAUUGCCUUUAAUUGGAAUAAUUUGCAGCAUUAACCUGAUCAGUCUAAAUUCAACAGCUGAAUAUAUAAUGGACAUAAGGAAUGGAAAAAAAAACCCCUAAAAUCCCCAAACAAGGCAGCUGGUUUUUGGCUAAAUACUCAACUUGUACAAACUAGGAUGUCAUUCUCUUUGGCGCUCCCCUGAGCUCUUUAAGACUCAUUUCUGGCUUUCUGAUGGAUUUGCCCUGCUUUUCCUUGCAUAAAUUGUCCUGAGGAUGUCUCCAGUAGCUCCUACUCGCAAACACAGGUGCCGUGUCGCUUUGCUGGGCAGUGUUUUCUUUUCCUUUGUCCUGGAUUUGUUGGGAUGGCCGCUCUCCCUGCCCUGGGUGGUGGUGGUGACACUACAGAAGUUCAUCCCAAGUGUUUAGCCUGGUUAAGGUGUGGGUGGGUGGGGUGGGAUGGGCAGUAUGAAGGGAACUGUACUAAUUAAUUGCCUGAUUAAAUUCACCUCUGAAUGAAAUUCACCAUGUGGUUAAAUGCACCAUGCUGUGAAGCUCAGCAUGGAUAAUGUACAGAGCUGUUUGGCUUCACCCAUCAGAUAGAAGAAUAAAAGAACAACAAAAAAAAAAACCCCAUGAUAGCCUGGAUUGACCAAAACAAUUUACCCUUAGAACACCAAAUUUACCUGUUGCAGUAUGUUUCAGUACCAGAGUUUUGAGUUCAAUUGCUCAGCCAAAUUACAGGUGGGAAGUGCUCCAUAGUGCAAAAUAGGUUGUUGGUCCCUGCCCCGGGGUGUUCCAUGGAGAAGGAAAGAUUCUCAGCUCCUGGAGAAGGAAGGGUAACGCCUGCUGUGUGUUGGGACCACUCUUGUGCACACAGCUGGAUGCUGUGGGCUGUUCCCCCAGCCCAGUCUCCAGGAGAAGGAGGCUCCUGAACAGAACUUAGGGUGCACAGCUCUGUGUUUGGGGGAAAUGGGACAUGCAUGAGCAGCCAUGGGCCUGCUACUCAGUGUGGGAAUCAUGUCAAAAACAAAUGUAUAAAUUGUAAAUUUAAACUGAAUUGUUUUCUUUGCAAUUUUGGCCAUCAUAUUCUGUUCAAAGACAGGAAUAUGGAUCCUUUUACCAAGUAAAAAAAGGCUCAUUUAAAAUGUACCUAAAAUUUUAGGAAAUUGUGCACCCUUUUAUCAAUUUGUAUAAAGGCUUUAGUGAAGAAAAAAAAAAAAAAACAGCUUAAAAUUAAACUUUUUUGUAUUCUGGGGUGUAUCUAUUUUUAUUCUGUUGGAAUCCUAUUUAAAGUGGCAGGUGAGUGAGUGCUUGUGUGUGGAGUGGAAGACUUGAUUUAAUCACCUACUUUCCUAGUACAGCUGAAUGACCUGGUGACAGCAGAGUAUUGGGUUGAAUUGUCAUGGAAGCUGCUGCUGGUCCUGUGUGCUGUUUCUAAUGUACUUUUAAUUGGAAUUAAAGAACACAUACUGAACAA
This is a messenger RNA of Cyanistes caeruleus (blue tit), 3849 nucleotides long. The record is from RefSeq and is a predicted model, not a curated record. Lineage: Eukaryota; Metazoa; Chordata; Aves; Passeriformes; Paridae.